AAGAAGACGCAAUGCAAUGAAAACAGUGCCAGUCAAACCUAGGAAAAAUAGAAUAAUGGCAUUUAUUUCGUUUGUUUCGUGUAUUAAUUUGAAGUUUACAGUCUCCACUUAUCUGAUGUCUGCCGCCAUUUUUCAUCUCUUCAAUGAAUCGGAAGUAGGCUAGAUCAUGAUUAAUUGGCUAGCUUUUUCGUAUUUGCCUUUAUCGAUCUAACUUUUCCUUUCAGGUUUUUCUUUAUGCGCAAAUUGAAAAUGAGCAUUAAAAACAUUGUUUGGUUGAUGCAAACGCACCUAGCAUGUGUCAAAUCAAUUAGCUGCUGCUGUUCACACCCGCCGCUGCUAGUGUGGAAAAGAGAUCACCAGUUGAGUAUGUACUCCAGUUAUUAGCCAGUGUCUGUUGCAGUUUGAUUUCAUCUCUCUGAGUGCCUUUAGCAGUACCUGCCAUGCUCUUUUGGACAGAUUUCUGGAGGAGAACCUCUCAGAUCAGCUGUUUCCUCAUCAUCUGGACAGCCAAAUUACCUCCUGUGAUUUUGAGUCACUGUGCCACUGGACUUUAUCAAAUCACAGUGACCAAAGGGACUGGUCAGUGGUGUCGCCACAGCAACCAGAAAGCGCUCAGGCAGGGAUGAUGCCCGUGGCUGAUCACUCAGUGGGAAGCUCUGAUGGGCACUUCCUUCUCCUAAACUUCUUCCCUGCUGCUGAGGCCUCUGGGAGAUGCGAGUACCACCUAACCAGCCCAGUCUUACCAGGAAAUGAGAGGCACUGCAUCUUGCAGGUGGCUCUGUUUGAGUCUGGUCCAGCGGUGGGGAAUCUCACGCUCCUGAUCAAGCCAGUCCACUCAAGUUCAGCUGUUCACUCUGAGGUUCUCAACCACAGGAGACGUGAUGACCGCAGGGCUGAGUGGGAGGUUCUGGAGACUGUGAUUGGUCAGGUGGACGAGCCCUUUCAGGUGAUCCUGCUCUACACUUCCUGUUUGGGAGAAGAUGGAGCCACGGUGGCUCUGGACUCUCUGGAGCUCAUAGACUGUGCAUCAGAACACCAGGUCAUCGGGCUGGAUGCGGCUUGUGGGGAAUCUUUCCACUGUGAAAACUCAGGAGGCUGUAUUGACCAGAGCCAAGUGUGCAACUUCCACACCGACUGUCCUUUAGGAGAGGACGAGGGCUUCAUCUGUGGUGCUCUUCCAUUUGGCUCUCACUGUUCGUUUGAACAGGAUGCAUGUGGGUGGUCCGUGUCCAACCAGCACUUGGCCUGGAGAAGAGUCGCUGGAGGCAAACUUCUGGAGAAAGAAGACAUGCAGGGUGUCACUCUGCAGAGUACACCAGGGCACUUUCUGUUCCUGCAGGUCAGAGAGAGUAAUUCCCUUCGAGAGGCGUCCAUUCAGAGCUCCUCUUUCCCUCCCCCUGUCACUACUACUGUCUGCCAGAUGCGUUUCUCUCUGUACCUGUAUGGGGACUUUAAUGGUUCAUUGCUGGUGGCUAUAGAGGAGAAUGGGUCCGCCACCACACCAUUGGUCUGGGAGAGAAAUGAUCAGUGGACAGAUGACUGGGAAGAUGUUGCCCUGCAGCUGACUGGCCUUAAUCAUGGGUUCCACGUUAAGGUGACUGCUGUGUGGGGAAAAGGCUCCAAUGCUGAUGUCGCUCUCGAUGACAUUGCAAUUGGAGCAGCCUGCUUCGACACAGAUCUGAACUCUCUCCUGCCAAUGGUGGACUUAGAGGAUUUCUUAAGCCCCCUUCCAGAGCCUUCAUUCUCAGAGGUUUCUUUGAUGACGUGGUGGUUUAACUCAUGUGGUGCCAGUGGCCCCCGCGGCCCGACCCAGGCCCAGUGUGACAGUACCUACAGGAACAAAAAUGUCAGCGUCACUGUGGGGAGGGAAGACCCCUUGAAAGGAGUCCAAAUGUGGAGGGUACCUGCUACAAACAGAUAUCUGAUCUCUGCUUAUGGGGCUGCAGGAGGGAAAGGAGCCAAAAACCACAACAAACGCAACCACGGGGUCUUCAUAUCUGCCAUAUUUCCUCUGGAGAAAGGAGAUUUACUUUACAUCUUGGUGGGCCACCAGGGAGAGGAUGCUUGCCCGGGGAGAAAUCCCCACACCCAGAGGAUAUGCCUGGGAGAGUCGUCGGUGAUUGAAGACAACCUCAGAGGAGAGGCUGGUGCGGAGUGGGCUGGGGGAGGAGGCGGAGGAGGGGGAGCCACCUACGUCUUUAAGAUGGAGGGAGGUGAGCUAGUUCCCUUGUUGAUUGCGGCUGGCGGAGGAGGAAAUGCCUACCUGGAGGACCCAGAGUCCAGUCUGGACCAGAUACCACUGGAGCAGUAUGAAAACAGUACCAUAGCUGCCAGUACUAACGGUCAAACUGGUGCUGCAGGUGGAGGUGGAGGCUGGAACGAAAGUCCCAGUCCUCACGUGAGGGCGGGAAAGUCUCUGGUGGAGGGUGGUGAAGGGGGGUCCUCGUGUCCCCUGGCCCUGUCCAAGCUCAGCUGGUCCACCUUUGGGGGAUUUGGAGGUGGAGGUGGGGCCUGCACAGCUGGAGGCGGCGGAGGAGGUUACAGAGGAGGUGACGCUGCGCCGACAGAUGAGAUCACAGCCGACGGUCACAAUGGAAUCUCAUUCAUUCAUCCGAUGGGAGAGAUUUUCCUUCAGCCUCUGGCAGCCAUGGAGAGUCACGGCGAGUGUGAGAUCAAGGUGCAGCUGAACUGCAGCCACUGUCAAACGCAGAGCUGCAAACGAGAUGAAGAUACUCCCCUCAUCCUCUGUCUCUGCGACGACGAUGAAGUCCUGGCCAGCGACAACGUCACAUGUGUCGGCACCAUAGCAACUCUUCAAGGCCCGGCUCUGCACAGCCAGAUGUCAACAUCUUUGAUCCUGGCAGUCGUGGUCUCCACCAUCGCGAGCGGUAUCGCACUGAUCUGCACUGGCGUCAUCCUCAUGUGGUACCGCAGGAAGAACAACCUGUACGCAGUGAGGGGGCGUCUGCAGAGUCCAGAGUACAAGCUGAGCAAGAUCCGCUCCUCCACCAUCAUGACCGACUACAAUCCCAACUACUGCUUUGCAGGGAAGGCCGCCUCACUCAACGAACUGAAGGAAGUACCGCGCAAGAACAUAACACUUCUCAGGGCUCUUGGCCAUGGUGCAUUUGGUGAAGUCUAUGAAGGACAAGUUCUGGGGAUUAGCAGUGAUAACGGCCCCAUGCAGGUGGCCAUAAAGACUCUUCCAGAAAUCUGCUCCGAACAGGAUGAAAUGGAUUUCCUGAUGGAGGCCCUGAUUAUGAGCAAAUUCAGCCACGACAACAUUGUGCGCUGCAUCGGUGUCAGUCUGAACAUCCUGCCACGUUUCAUCCUGCUAGAGCUGAUGACCGGAGGAGACAUGAAGAGCUUCCUGAGACAGAACAGGCCACGAGCUGGCCAGACCUCUUCUCUCACCAUGCAAGAGCUGCUGCAGAUGGCCCGAGACAUCGCCUUCGGCUGUCACUACCUGGAGGAGAACCACUUCAUACACAGAGACAUUGCUGCUCGAAAUUGCCUGCUUACCUGCCCUGGACCAGACCGAGUGGCCAAAAUUGGAGACUUUGGCAUGGCACGAGACAUAUACAGAGCAAGUUAUUACAGGAAAGGUGGUCGUGCUAUGCUGCCAGUCAAAUGGAUGCCACCGGAGGCCUUCAUGGAGGGAAUCUUCACCUGCAAGACUGAUACAUGGUCAUUUGGAGUGCUGCUGUGGGAGAUCAUCUCUCUGGGUUACAUGCCGUAUCCCUGUAAAACCAACCAAGAGGUGCUGGAGUUUGUCACCAGUGGAGGCAGGAUGGAUCCUCCCAAGAGCUGUCCGGGGCCUGUCUAUCGGAUCAUGACCCAGUGCUGGCAGCACUGUCCCGAGCACCGGCCUAACUUCUCUACUAUCUUGGAGAGAAUUAACUACUGCUCUCAGGACCCAGAUGUGAUCAACACACCCCUACCAUUUGAAUAUACCCCCACCACAGAGGACGAUGGUGGCACAAUAAACCGUGCCUCUGACCACACCUCCACCAGCCUCACUCCACUCCUGGUGUCCCAUCCUGUUUCCCAGGCUUCCUCCCCACAGCUGGGUCACUCCUCUCUGGGCCUGGGUCCAACCCCUCUUUCCCCACAGCCUACCAAACCCUGUCUACUCCUCCAGAGGACCCAACCUGUCCACCAUGAAGUGACAUCAUGUCGUGAGGCUCUGGAGCCGUCCUGGGCUGAGCCUGUUCCUGCCCCUGGUUUUUCAGCUGGAGGCCACUGGCUCCAUCCUGAGACUCCUCAUCACCGACCUUGCUCCAGAAACAGCUCCUCCUCAGGGAGCCAGAGGCUGAAGAACAAGACGAAGAACCUGUGGAACCCCACAUACGGUUCCUGGGUUUUGGAAAGUUUCCGGGGGAAAAAAACACUUGCCCACACUCAGUCCGUGCCACUCUCAAGCUCCACUUCCUCCACCUCCAACACGCAGGCUCCUCAGACCUGCAACCCAGCCUUAGAGAGCAACGAGGCUGGGUGCGACAGCACCAACAGCAUCCACCUUAGCCCUUCCUCAUCUCCAUCUCCGUCCUGCCAGGCUCAAGCUGCCUCAAGCACGUCCUCCCAUAAGACCCCAGCAGGUGGCACCACAAAAGCUGGUGUGGACCUGGCUAAGCUCCAGAGUUUUCCCUGUGGCAACGUCAACUAUGCCUACGAUGAGCAAAGCUACGAGGCUGAGAGCCUACCCCUGGUUAAGCCCAAAGCCCCAGAAGCCAUCACAAACACCAGCUCUGCCCCCAGUGUCUCCUCAGGGACAAGCUUGGGACUGGCAUUAGGCCUCCAUACCAACUCAUCUUGUAUGCCGAAGCUGCUGCUGAAGCGCCACGCCAGCUACGGACAUGAGGACGUGAGGAGACACACCAAAGCUGAGAAACCCACACGUGACCGAGACUCAGGCUUUUCUCUGUCUGAAGACCUCAGCGUUACCCCUAUCUAAGAAACGGCGUACUGUAACAGGGAUUUUGAUUGAUAUAAAAUUGAAAUGUCACCUGGAACCCCUUUCCUCACAACCUUAGACUGGAGUUCUGGAUUUCCAGAAGAAAAAGCAUGAGGGCUCUGUCACGGUCUGAGAGCCACAAAAUCAAAUUGUUAGAGUUUAAUGCUGGAAAACACAAACACUCCUCCGCACUGUAAUACAGAGAGCCACCGCUGGACUCCAAGCUCUUUCUUGGACCUCUGGUACACUGAUAGCUGAAAUACUGAAGCUGAAACACUGGACGACACGCAGCCCUGCGCUUUUUCAAUGUCCACAUACUACUGUAGUGCUGUAGUUGGACUCCUUUUCUACCUAUUUGUUUUUAUUUUUAUCAUGAAAGCUUUGGCAGUAGUAUGUUUCAUUAUAGUAAACAAUUUGUUAGAAUUUGUAGUAAUAAGUGUACAGCGUAGUGUAACAAGCCAAAUAUAUUGAGCCAUUGGGAAGAGAAUCUCCAAGCAUGUGUUUUUGUUUUAGAAGUAUUCAUUUAAAAAGUUUGAUAUUC
This is a messenger RNA of Sander lucioperca (pikeperch), 5495 nucleotides long. It is a transcript of the gene ltk, whose product is annotated as leukocyte receptor tyrosine kinase. NCBI's taxonomy places the organism in Eukaryota, Metazoa, Chordata, Actinopteri, Perciformes, Percidae. Gene Ontology annotation, molecular function: transmembrane receptor protein tyrosine kinase activity; protein binding; ATP binding. Gene Ontology annotation, biological process: regulation of cell population proliferation; positive regulation of kinase activity; cell surface receptor protein tyrosine kinase signaling pathway. Gene Ontology annotation, cellular component: membrane; signaling receptor complex. The transcript has 29 exons. The record is from RefSeq and is a predicted model, not a curated record. The coding region runs from base 623 to 4954 and encodes 1443 amino acids.